Molecule: messenger RNA, 3954 nt
Organism: Topomyia yanbarensis
Lineage: Eukaryota; Metazoa; Arthropoda; Insecta; Diptera; Culicidae
Gene: Hs3st-A
Product: heparan sulfate glucosamine 3-O-sulfotransferase 5
Exons: 8
Coding region: 943-2325 (460 amino acids)
Molecular function (GO): [heparan sulfate]-glucosamine 3-sulfotransferase activity
Source: RefSeq, a predicted model, not a curated record
UCGGACGAUUAUUAGUAAGGCUAGCAGUGUGACGGGAAGUAUACAGUGGUUACAUAAAAAACGGGAAGAAAAAUUGUACUUCUACUGUCUGUAUUUUACAUGUAGUGCUGUUUGGCAGGUGUACCGAUUUCUAGUUGACGCACUCUGAGUGUUAUUUUAAAUGAAAAAAGUGAUUCCAAAUAUAUGGUGAAAGGAAACGCGUGACAUUUUCUAAGAAGUUUUUCUGCUUAGAACGUACAAUCCCUUAUUGGUAGGAUGUGCUCACUAAUUGUGGCAAUGGAAAGAGUAAUUGGAAGAAAGCUUUAUUGUGUCCGUGAAUAUGAAUCGCUUCCUACGAAGGAUAUCAAGUGUUAAUAUAUUAUGAAAUUUCGGAUAUCCUUGCAUCGAUGUGAAAAUCUAAUGAAGAUAACAGGUUAAAAUUUCGUAAUGCCAGGGAACGUGAUCAAGAUAUACACAAAGGGAAAAUAGAAUUACCAAAUUUUCUUCACGAAUGUGUGUUCAGGGUAAAAGUCAUCCUAGCAUAAUCCGUAGACACAGGAUUGUCGAAAUUAGCGGAACCGGAGUGGUGGCGGGAGCAAGCAAGCUCUCUUCAGUAAUGAUCUAGGCAAACGGUUCAUUCAACGGUUGGAAACGAAUACAUAUCAUAUUGAAUGCCUCAUUUUAGCUAAAUUCAGUAGCAUCGUAGAGUAAGUUUUACAGCGAAGAAAUCUACAUAUAUAGCGUUAGAGUUGAUGAAUUGAAUAACGAGUUUGACAUCGAGUGAAAUAGAUCCCAAUACAUAUCAAAUAAUGUGGCUUUAAAGGAAAGAAGUUGUGUGGUCGUGUGCGUUUAGGAAUCAAAGUAUAAAGUUAAAGUUGAAAUAUCGAAUCAUAUCAAAAGAAAUAGUGCCAGUAAAUGUUUUGUCCAUGAAGGAGAAAAAAUAGUAUUAAAUUUUCUAAAUUAAUGCUUAUUUGUGAAGUUGAGUUACAAAUCAGUGGAAGAGACGUAGAGGAAAAAGAGGAAAAGCAAAUAACUGCAAAAAAUCAAUCAAUAAAUUGCAUCCCGCCACCUCCAGUGCCGUUUCGUGCUACUGUUUGUUCCCAAUGCAGUCACGCGUUAGAUGGAAUCAGCGGAAACGGAAAUACUAGGAGAUCGUUUCGGCUGCUCACACCGAUGCCCACAAAACGACGCGGUGAUCAAUUAAGGGAUUGUUCCGUUUCGUUGCCGUUGGACAUUCUAUGGUUACCCAAGGCGGCUAUGAGGCCCAUCGGGCCACCAGACACCACCCACUCAGAGUGCGUCCUCGUCGUAGGCGUCUCCCGUCCUAAGCUAGCGGCUUUAUUCUUAUCGGUUAUGUUGUUAUCGCUUUUUCUUACGUUUCACAUUUUGUACGAUAGCGCAGUCUAUAGCAUCCAGGCUGCAACGGCCAUAUCCGAAAACAAGAUUGCCCUACUAACAAAUCACAUUCCGAAUCCACCGGCGAUUAAUCAUCCGGUGGUGUUCCCCAACAGGAUCCAUUUCCCCAAGACCAGCAGAAGACUUCCGCAAUGUUUGAUAAUUGGAGUGAGAAAAUGUGGCACUCGGGCACUGUUGGAGAUGCUAUAUUUGCACCCGCGAAUUCAGAAAGCAGCCGGCGAAAUCCACUUCUUCGACCGCGACGAAAACUAUCUCAAAGGACUAGAGUGGUACCGGAAGAAGAUGCCCCACUCGUUUCGCGGCCAGAUUACCAUCGAGAAGAGUCCCAGCUACUUUGUGACGCCCGAGGUUCCCGAGAGAGUACGUGCGAUGAAUGCUACAAUAAAACUACUGCUGAUAGUGCGAGAACCGGUGACGAGAGCGAUAUCGGAUUAUACGCAGCUUCGGAGCCACGCGGCCACGGCCACGUUACCACAGCAACAAACUUUAUCUUCCACUUCGCCGCUAUCCAGGUCAUUCGAAGAUCUGGCGAUACUACCGAAUGGCACCGUUAACGAAGCGUACCGCCCUCUGGCGAUUUCACAGUAUCACGUCCAUGUGCACAGGUGGCUGGAGGUAUUCCCACGAGAGCAAUUACUCGUUGUCAAUGGGGACCAGCUGAUAGAGGAUCCAGUGUCACAGCUUCGACGCAUCGAGGACUUUCUAGGAAUCGAACCACGAAUCGGAAGCAAUAACUUCUAUUUCAACGAGACGAAAGGUUUCUACUGCUUACGCAACGAAACCGGAGACAAGUGUUUGCGAGAGACGAAGGGUCGCAAGCACCCCCGAGUCGACCCGGUGGUGGUUUCAAAGUUGCGUAAGUUUUUCGUCGAACAUAAUCAAAAAUUCUACGAGCUGGUCGGGGAAGACUUAGGCUGGCCGGAGGAAUAGGAGAUUCGAUGGUACUGGUCUCGUUAUACGGGUCAUCAUCGCCAACCAUACAACCAGAAAUCGCACAACGGGAGAAAAGGUAACUCUGUAUAUAUCAGCCAGGGUGGUAAUAUUAAGAAGGCACGUUAGAGGUUAGAGUGCGUGUGCAAUGGAACUGAUCUAAAUCUAGGAACAUGGUAAAAAAACAUCCCGAAAGGAUGAAAAGAUUUAAAAGUAAUAACGCGGGACUUCAAAAAGGAAAAAUGGCGAAAUAGCUUGCUGCAGUAGCGCACGUUUCAAAAACGGCUAGAUAGGAACUAAUUAUAGAAAAUCAAUAUUUUUCAUCUGCAAGAGGCAACAGCCAGAACACUCACCGAUGAGGUUGGUGUGAAACCGGAAAGCUUGAACAAUAACACUGUCCAAUUCAACGUGUGGCUCUAUUAUCUGUGGGUCAUUUGGUUCAGCAGUUGGCAGCCUCCCAGAUCCUCGUAAACGGUGAAUUAACAGCGGCUCUCAUCUUUAAAGGACGGCAAUGGGUAGUGAUAACAAGAUUCACUGGUUGUUCAAAGUUUGCUGGAUAUCGUUAAAAUGAGAACACGCAGAAAUUGGAUUUGGUGUUACAUUCAAAUGGGGCUCCAACAACGAUAAUAUUAUGCUACUUGAUUUCGUGCCAGUGUGGGAGCAUGGAUAUUGGAAACGGGAAACAGCAGCGAUUCAUUUAAUUUUAAUGAGAACGGCUGUAACGAGCCAUCUGAAUGCUUGAAGGUGACUGAUAUUACACAAGAAAGAUAGUGGGGAACAGUGUCGAAGUUUCUUUGUGAUGCAAAUACCGUCACUUAUUGUGAGAAUUCUAUUAUUAAACAGAAAUUAGCAAUUCUCUAGCAAACUUGGAAGCAAUAGCUUUAGGCAAUGUUUAGGAACAUCGUGAAUAGCGCCACAAAUUUUCAGGUAAAAUGGAUGCCAUUGUUUCUUCUUAUUUUUCCCAAUAUAUACGCGAACGGAGGUCUUAGUGGAAUGUACGUAAUGUUUUAAAGAUUUUCUUCCAUUUAAUUCCACAUAGUGGAAUUAAAUGGAAGAAAAUCUUUGAAACAUUCUUAUUUUUAUUUUAUCGACAUAGUCAAAAAAUUGCACGAUCACGCAAGAUAAAAUCACUUGUGACUUAAAAAGUCGUCUAGGUGUCGUUUUAGGUUUUGAAACUUUCACCUAGAAAUUUGUAGUGAUCUGAGGGUAAACUGCUAGGAAACAUGAGUAUGCACUAAAACUAGACAGAAUUUCGAAUCAACGCGAUCGCUCGAUACAAUUUUAUGGGAGUAUUCCGCUAGGAGAAUGAUUUAGGAAUAUGUAAGUACCGUAAACCGGGCUGACAUUAAUUACUUUUCGAAAUAAUCAUUACAUAUUUUUAGACGCAACACAUUUUUUUCAAGGUUAAUAUUUUUAUACCCUGUACUGAUGUAUGGAGAACAAGGUUGGAUGGUUUCACCUAAAAUUCUCCGCUUCCAGCUAUUUUUCCAAAAAUGAUUUCAAAUUGAAGUCCCUUUUCGUAUUCCGGGGUGACUUUGAUAACCCACAUUAAGUUAUUGAUGUCAAUGUUUUUCAUUCAAAUGUUUGUUUAAACUAUUUCUGGAAAGAUACUCAUUGUUAAAUAGAUGU